AUGCUACUGGACGCUAACCCCAUUCUUACUGGACACUCUUCUUAUCGCUGCCAUUCUUCUUCUUUGUUCCGUCUUUCCUUCUUUCUUUCUUUCAUCAGUUGCAUACCUACUCUCCCUCUUCUCAUAACUCUCUUUUUUAUCUCGAUUUUCUUCUUUCCUAUACCCCGUUUUUCUCUUUCCUUUUCUCCUCUAUUCUUACUCUCUUCUCUCUCUACCAUCUUUAAUUUCAUAUUUAUCUUUGUUGUAUUCAAAUCUAUCUAUCUAUCUAUCUAUCUAUCUAUCUAUCUAUCUAUCUAUCUGUUAAUUAUCUAUCUACUUAACUAUCUAUCUAUCUCAGUCUAUUCAUUAUCUAUCUAUCUAUCUAUCUAUCUAUCUAUCUAUCUUCUAUUCAUUAUCUAUCUAUCUAUCUAUCUAUCUAUCUAUUUAUCUAUCUAUCUGUUAAUUAUCUAUCUACUUAACUAUCUAUCUAUCUCAGUCUAUUCAUUAUCUAUCUAUCUAUCUAUCUAUCUAUCUAUCUAUCUAUCUAUCUAUCUUCUAUUCAUUAUCUAUCUAUCUAUCUAUCUAUCUAUCUAUCUAUCUAUCUAUCUAUCUAUCUAUCUGUUAAUUAUCUAUCUACUUAACUAUCUAUCUAUCUCAGUCUAUUCAUUAUCUAUCUAUCUAUCUAUCUAUCUAUCUAUCUAUCUGUUAAUUAUCUAUCUACUUAACUAUCUAUCUAUCUCAGUCUAUUCAUUAUCUAUCUAUCUAUCUAUUGUGUCCUUAUCUAUCUAUCUAUCUAUCUAUCUAUCUAUCUGUCAGCAUUAUGUUCCUUUUUAUGACAAUCUGUUCGCAUCUAAAUAUGUUCAUCUCAAUAAAAGUCUUGAUAUCUAUUAA
This is a messenger RNA of Acanthosepion pharaonis, 870 nucleotides long. NCBI's taxonomy places the organism in Eukaryota, Metazoa, Mollusca, Cephalopoda, Sepiida, Sepiidae. The record is from the annotation of a GenBank genome assembly.